Messenger RNA from Oldenlandia corymbosa var. corymbosa, 946 nucleotides. Lineage: Eukaryota; Viridiplantae; Streptophyta; Magnoliopsida; Gentianales; Rubiaceae. The record is from the annotation of a GenBank genome assembly.
AUGCUUCCUUUGGCGUGGAUUGGGGACAUGGAAGGAAAACAACUGCCAAGCCAAGCACUUCUAAGGGAUCGUUACGGAAACAUGUGGGCUGUGGAGCUUGGUAAUGAUGAGGGAAAAACAUAUUUUCUUGCGGGCUGGCCAGGAUUUGUCAAACAAAACUACUUAGAAAUGGGAGACUUGUUAAUUUUCAAGUAUGAUGGAGGACAUUUUUUCGAUGUGAAAAUAUGUGGACACGAUUCUUGUGAUAAGAGAGGAGUUGGACGUCUUAUCUACAAAAUAAAGUUAGAGCAAGAAGAAGAAGAACCAACAGAUGGUAAUGCCCAAGAAGAAACACUAGGGAUCGACAUAUUGGAUGACGUAAACCAAAAUGUUUCAACUCAGCCUAUGAACUCCCCCUGUAGCUCAGAAAUCAUCAGAGGAGAAGGUGCAGAAAACGGUCCUCGUCGUUGGAAGACGAAGAGACUAGUCGAUCCCUUCGGUGAUGAUAUUUUCUCAUCAGGAAUUGUUCCCAAACCUGAGAAUCCCCAUUUUGUUGCUAAAGUGAAUAAGCGGAGGCAAUAUGGAUUGUUUGUUCCGAGUGAAAUUAUAAAAGUCUACAGCCUUGAACUUCCAGAAGAGACCUUCUUGCGUGAUCCUCAAGGGAAGGAGUGGAAGACGAGUCUCAGCAUUUGGGAUGAUGGCCGAUCUCAUUAUUGUGGUGGAUGGAAGGCUCUUUGCAGGACGAACCUGAUUGGAAAGGAUGACUUAUGCAUUUGUGAAUUUAAGACCUGUGAAGAGAGAGGUCUUUACAUACAGGUGCAUCUCGUGCCGCGUCAAGCUUGAUUGGAAUGAAUUCAUCCCUCCCGAAUUUAACAUUUAAGAUAUUCAUGAAUGUUCAACUUCUUUGAAUUUGAGAUUUUUCAUUUGGUCUAAAUUGAUUUUGAACAAUCUUUUGUAGUUGACAAAG